Messenger RNA from Cataglyphis hispanica, 962 nucleotides. RefSeq lists its product as uncharacterized. Gene Ontology annotation, biological process: detection of chemical stimulus involved in sensory perception of smell; sensory perception of smell. NCBI's taxonomy places the organism in Eukaryota, Metazoa, Arthropoda, Insecta, Hymenoptera, Formicidae. Gene Ontology annotation, cellular component: plasma membrane. The coding region runs from base 147 to 956 and encodes 269 amino acids. The record is from RefSeq and is a predicted model, not a curated record. The transcript has 9 exons. Gene Ontology annotation, molecular function: olfactory receptor activity; odorant binding.
CAGAACUCUAAUUUCAGGCAUAUUAUAGUAGCAUUGACGACCGUAAUACUUAUAUCCAGCGUAGCAGUUCAGAAGUUCUUGCAUACAGCAUCCCAUGGUUAGCUUAUACGUUAAAGUAUAAUGUUCUUUGCUUUAACAUAAAAAAGAUGCAAGCUCUUACGGAACAAGUGCGGCGUGAUUGGAAUACAUUAAGCAGCGUGCAGGAAAUCGAAAUAAUAAAAAAAUACUGGGCUAUCGGAAGAUUCAUCACAUUGAUUACGAUAUAUCAACAAAAAUAUUUUAUCCCGAUUUUGUUACAUUUAUUUGUGAUAGUUUUGUGUGGAUUAACCACAGUGGUAGCCACCGAGACAAUUCAUAUGUCAUAUAUGCAACAUGCGUGUGGAUUGUUCCAAAUAGCCAAUUGUCGCAUAGAACAGGUGCUGCAUAAAAAUACGAUACAAGAUAUUACAUCUUCUGCCGAAAGAAGUUUAAUUGUAUGUCAAGGGAUAAUUAGUGGUGUCAAUAUGUACAGCAGAGCAAACAAGUUUGUAGAAAUGUUGAGGACAAGUUUUAAAUGGGCAUAUUUCUUACUAUUACCAUUAGGAGUGCUGUCACUAAGUAUUAAUCUUUAUCGUCUUUCUCAACUAAUAAUGACCGAAGAAUAUUACGAUUUGAUCGUUAGCAUUUUGGUAACCAUUGGCCAUUUUUGGUACAUGUUCUUCUGCAACUAUGUAGGACAGGAAAUAAUCGAUCAUAGCGGCAAUAUCUUUUACAGAACGAGAGUAACAUAUAUGUACAACACGAAAUGGUAUGUGGCACCUUUGAAAGCGCAGAAAUUAUUGCUGUUUAUGAUGCAAAGGAGCAUACGACAUUUCUCGUACAUCAUUGGUGGUUUGUUUAUUCCGUCGUUCGAAGGAUUUGCCACGCUUACAAGUAUGUCAAUUUCAUACUUUACGGUAAUCUUUUCCACCCGUUGAUUUUUG